CUUUCAUUGUACACCGAUUGGUUUUAACCAUCUUCAGGCAAACUCAUCAGUUUCGACUAUUAAACCUACUGAAUAAAAUGGAAUUCUGUGAUAAGCUUUACGAAAGUGUAGUGGAUUUAAUUCAUCACAUGAUAUUUGUGGCCACUUGACUUACAAAUACCAUUCAUUCUAUUAUUACUGAUUUUGCCUGCCAAACCUCUGCUUUCAAGAAGAGAUUUCAGAAAACAGUUUGCAAACUACAUCUGAUUUCCAUAAAUCUGUCAAUAGUUAUAGAACAUUUUGUUAUUAACGUACCAGAUGUCUUCAGUUUAUCUAAAAGGAUAAUAUAAUUGUUUAAUCUACCACAUAAAAUUAAUUAUUUCACAUUUUGAUCAUUUAUAAAGUUAUUCUAUACUUAGCACACCUGUUAACAUUAUGGAACAUUCUAAUAAAUGUUUUAAGUCUGAAGAUAACUUGGAAAAUAAUUUAGCCUCAUGGAGUACAAUAACACAAACAGGAUCACAGCAUACAACAAAACGUGACAGAUGGAAAGGCAAAAUAGAUUUUCUUAUAGCAUGCAUGGGAUUUUCUAUAGGUUUGGGAAAUGUAUGGAGAUUUCCUUAUCUGUGUUACAAAAAUGGUGGAGGUAAUUGGGUGCUUUCCUUCUACCCUAUUUCAUCAGUGUUAUAAUUGCUGGUGUGCCAUUAUUUCUUCUUGAAGUUGCGUUGGGCCAGUUUAUGUCUAAAGGAGCAAUUGCGGCAUGGGAUAUUUGUCCACUUUUCAGAGGUAUUGGAUGCGCAAGUACCCUAAUAAAUUUCCUCGUGAACAGUUAUUAUACAGUUAUUCUUGGUUGGGCAUUUCAUUUUAUCUUUGCCUCGUUCACUAUUGAACUUCCUUGGACUACAUGUGGCAACCCUUGGAACACAGAAUCAUGCAGUAUUGCUGAAACAAGGACAAAUUCAAGCAACGUGACACGAAUUUCACGUCAGGAGCUGUUGGCAGUCGAUCCUGCUGCGGAGUAUUGGGAAAAUCGUGUCCUGAGAAUCUCCAGUGGUAUCGAUCAUUUAGGAACAGUUCAGUGGGAUUUGGCUUUAUGCCUCUUGUUAGCUUGGAUAAUAAUUUUUCUGGCUAUCUGUCGAGGGAUAAAAACCUCUGGGAAGGUUAUGUAUUUCACUGCAACCACACCUUAUCUAUUCAUGAUAACACUACUGAUACGCACAGCUCAACUGGAAGGGGCAUCUACCGGUAUUUCAUAUUAUCUGAAGCCAGAUUGGAAGAAACUGGCUGACAUGACAGUAUGGUCAGAUGCUGGUACACAAAUAUUUUUCAGUUAUGCCAUUGGUCUGGGUGCGCUAACAGCACUGGGUAGUUAUAAUAGAUAUCAUCAUAAUUCCGUUCGAGAUUGUCUACUAUUUGCCGGUGCAAAUACAUUUACAAGCUUAUUGGCAGGUUUUGUUAUUUUUGCAACUCUCGGUAAUAUGUCCUAUGUAUCUAAAGUGCCAAUACAUUUAAUUGCUGAAUCUGGACCAGGUUUAGCAUUCAUCAUUUAUCCAAAAGCUUUGGGGACAAUGCCAGGAAGUCCAAUUUGGUCGUUUUGUUUCUUCACAAUGAUUAUACUUUUGGGCAUUGACAGUAUGUUCGGUGGAGUGGAAGGCUUCAUUGCAGCUAUUUCGGAUUACUUUCCUCAAAUGAUAUCCAACACCUGGUACAGGGUUAGCUUUGUUGCAGCAACAUGUAUUAUCUCCUAUGCUAUUGGUUUAUUUAUGGUAACUAAUGGUGGUAUGUACAUAUUUCAGUUAUUUGAUUAUUAUUCGGGUAGCCGUAUUAUAUUACUUGUUACAUUUAUGGAAUGUAUCGUAAUUGGAUAUGUGUACGGUUGGAAGCGUUUUGCUGAUGACAUGAAAUCAAUGUAUGGCUUCUCUUUGAAGUGGUUCUGCUGUUUUUAUCUAUGCUUUAUAACACCAUUAUUCACAAUGGUUCUGUUUAUAUUUAGUGUGAUUGUGUACGAAGAACUUACAUACAUGCGUGCCGUUUCGCCAGAACCUUAUCACUUCCCUAAGUGGGCUGUGGUAUUAGGCUGGAUGAUGGCCAGUUCAAGUUUAUUCCUAAUUCCAGUUGUUAUGAUAGUAGAACUAAUCAGAACACCAGGAUCCUUUGUUGAGCGCUUGAAAUACUUGUGCACACCUCGACUUACUCAACAUAACAACUGUCUGAAUAGUCCAACACUCAUUGACCCUGAGAACUCUGACAACCGUGAAGCUAGCCCGAAAGACAACCGGGAGGGGGAUAUAUCUACGGCCAAAUUCAUUCAGAAUAAUUAGAAUGUGUUGGAAAAGUAAAACGGUGCAUUCAUAAGUCAAAAAUGAAGAAUUAGGUUUUUAAAAAAAAUAAUUGUAAUGAAAAUUACUGCACUGAAAACACUGUAACUAAAAGAAAUAAAGCUACAAGUUUCUUGUAAUUGAUACAAACGAUACUUCUGUUUUCUCAUCAUAUCUGAUGAUACCUUUAUAAUCGUACAUUCCUUCAAAGCUGUUUCUUUUCUGUUGCCCCUUUGAACACUAUAGUACUGUAUUGUGUUGUUUUUUCUGCCAACAUGAUGAACCGUUCUGUAUUUUAUCCCUUUUUUUACAAAAUAGAGUACACUACAAAGAAUAGAGUAAAUAUUAAAUUAGAUACUAAUUAUUUUAACGUACCUUUAUUUUUGAUCACUUCAUCGUCUUGUCAAUGAUGCACUGGUAUGCAGUGUGUUGUUGCAGAGGCAUGAAGCACACUGUCAUUCUUGUAUACUUCAUACAUAAUGCUAAGAUAAACCAUGAUGAAAAUAAAUAAUUCUUCACAUUCUCUUGUCGUUGUUUUUUAUUUCAGAAUAAUAAUUUUUUUGUUUAUUAAUUUUUUAAUAAUAAUUUCAGAGAUAUUUUAGAUUUCUUUCGGUGUAUAAUUAUCCAUCCAUAGAAUUAGUUCACUUAUAUUUUUACUAAGUACUUUACCUUCAUCGCUUUUGUUUCAUAUAUAAUUUAUCUGCAUAUUUUUUUUUGUCCAUCAAUUCCACUCCUUGAUUUCUCUUCUUUUUAUCCCAAGUGGUUGGAUAGAUUGUAAGCGUUUGAUCGAUUGAUUCAUCAGUGUUCAGUAUUAUCUCAGUGGACGGAGAUAUCACGCAAAUUCUUGUGAGUAGUGGGAAAGAAGAGAACUGGUUUAAUUAUUCUACGUUUAGUUCAUUAUUACUGAAGUCGAAGAUGUAAUAAUGAAAAAAAACAAGGUAAAAAUGUACGUGUUUGUGAAGUAGUAACGCGUAGCGUCUAUUUCUUAUCGCUACCGAAAGAAAACUUUGUCGCUUAAUAUUAUUACCAUUCAUAUAUUGGUAUAAUUAUUACUGUUAUUAUCAUCACUGAUGAUGGUAAUUGUACGUUGUGCAAAUAAAGUGAUCUUGAUAA
Messenger RNA from Trichobilharzia szidati, 3410 nucleotides. Lineage: Eukaryota; Metazoa; Platyhelminthes; Trematoda; Strigeidida; Schistosomatidae. The record is from the annotation of a GenBank genome assembly.